AUGGGUGUGGCACUGGCCAAGUCUGUCCAGUGGAAGGCGGCCGAAUUUGGGACUGGAACCCUAGAGACCACCCCUCUGAAUGAAUCGAUAUUGAAAGAAAUUACUAAGUUUGUGGAGAUGUUUAUUGUUAAACAUCCCCACGAGGCCAAGUUUGUUUUUGUAGAACCACUUGAAUGGAAAACCAAGUUGACGCCCUCAGUGUUUAACACAGAUUAUAUUGUCAGUGAAACAAUGGUCCAAUCAGAAGAAGUUGAUCAGCAUAGACAGCCUUUAUUAGAGCUGCGUGUACCACAGAUUAAAGUUAGAAGCUUUGGACAACUCUCACAACUGUUACUAAUUGCCCAAGAUAAACAGCUGGAGGAGGCUCGAGCAUGUAUUGAAGGUGAUAUUUACCCUCCAUCCUGGGAAUUGAACGGCAAAACAGAAGAAAAGGGAGAAAUUGAUUAUGAGAGAAAAGGUAAAAUUUACAAAGAUCUUGUCGAAUUUUUAAAAGACAAAUCAACAGUAUUUUCAGAAAGUAUGUCUAAACAGGAGGCUAAACGCAAUGAAGAGCAGCAACAAAAUAAGACUGAUGGAAAACCCCAGAAGGAAGAACCCUCUACCUCCCAGAAAACUGUACCUGGUUCAGACAUCAGUAAACUGGAGAAAACCCAAAUUGAUUUUGAGAAGAGUCAAAUGACUAAGAGAUUGCAGCCAAGCUUAAACUGGAAGACCUCUGUUGAUUUAAAAGAGCACAGAAGCUCUUUAAAAGACAGUACAGAGGAAAAACACGGAAAGCCUAGGGCAUCCAUUUCACAUGGAAGACCACAACUACUUCGCAAGAGCGUUGAAAAGAUUGAGGAGACUAUCAGUGAGAGCUCCUCAGAGAGCGAGGAAGAUGAAGAAGCAACCGAUCAUCGCCAGGAAGCCAAUGCAGAUUUGCCAUCAGAAUACUGGCAAAUUCAGAAGUUGGUGAAAUACCUAAAGGGUGGAAAUCAGACAGCCACAGUGAUUGCUUUGUGUUCAAUGAGGGAUUUCAACUUAUCCCAAGAGACCUGUCAGCUGGCUAUCAGAGAUGUUGGAGGCCUGGAAGUUUUAAUAAAUUUGCUUGAUACAGAUGAAGUCAAAUGUAAGAUUGGUUCAUUAAAAAUCCUGAAGGAAAUCAGUCAUAAUCCUCAAAUCAGACGCAAUAUUGUUGACCUUGGGGGAUUACCAAUUAUGGUUAGCAUCCUCGAUUCUCCACACAAGAGUCUGAAGUGUCUGGCAGCUGAAACCAUCGCAAACGUUGCCAAGUUCAAGAGAGCCCGGAGGGUAGUGAGGCAACACGGGGGCAUUAACAAACUGGUGGCUCUAUUAGAUUGUGGACAGAGUACAGCUGAGCCCACUCUGCCGAGUUUGUAUGAAACUAGAGACGUGGAAGUGGCUCGCUGUGGGGCGCUGGCCUUGUGGAGCUGUAGUAAGAGUCACUCAAGCAAAGAAGCCAUUCGUAAAGCUGGAGGCAUCCCUUUGUUGGCUCGGCUGCUGAAGACGUCUCAUGAAAACAUGCUCAUUCCAGUGGUGGGCACGUUGCAAGAGUGUGCAUCAGAGGAGAACUAUCGAGCUGCAAUCAAAGCAGAAAGGAUCAUUGAAAACCUUGUGAAGAACCUGAAUAGCGAGAAUGAGCAGCUGCAGGAGCAUUGUGCCAUGGCCAUCUACCAGUGUGCUGAAGAUGAGGAAACUCGUGACCUGGUUAGGCAGCAUGGAGGGCUUAAACCCCUGGCCAGUCUACUGAAGAAGACGGAUAAUAAAGAACGAUUAGCUGCUGUCACAGGGGCAAUAUGGAAAUGCUCUAUCAGCAAGGAGAAUGUAACCAAGUUUCGGGAAUACAGAGCCAUCGAAACUUUGGUGGGACUCUUAACCGAUCAGCCUGAGGAAGUACUUAUAAAUGUGGUUGGGGCCUUGGGAGAAUGCUGCCAUGAACACGAAAACCGAGUUCUUGUCCGGAAAUGUGGUGGCAUUCAGCCACUUGUGAACCUCCUGGUUGGAAUAAACCAGUCUCUCCUGGUGAAUGUCACAAAAGCCGUCGGCGCUUGUGCAGUAGAACCUGAAAGUAUGCUAAUAAUUGAUCGUUUAGAUGGAGUUCGUUUGCUGUGGUCCUUGUUGAAAAAUCCACACCCAGAUGUCAAGGCCUCUGCAGCAUGGGCACUGUGUCCCUGCAUCCAAAAUGCAAAGGAUGCUGGAGAAAUGGUCCGCUCUUUUGUUGGUGGUCUGGAACUUGUUGUCAAUUUACUGAAAUCGGAUAACAAAGAAGUUUUGGCAAGUGUAUGUGCUGCUAUUACCAACAUAGCAAAAGAUCAAGAAAACUUAGCUGUUAUUACGGAUCAUGGAGUUGUACCUUUAUUGUCCAAGCUGGCAAAUACGAAUAAUGAUAAAUUGAGGCGUCACCUGGCAGAGGCAAUUUCCCGUUGCUGCACAUGGGGAAAAAACAGAGUGGCCUUUGGUGAACACAAAGCAGUGGCUCCAUUAGUGCGUUACCUGAAAUCCAGUGACACCAACGUGCAUCGAGCGACGGCGCAGGCCUUGUACCAGCUAUCAGAAGACGCCGAUAACUGCAUCACCAUGCAUGAGAACGGCGCAGUGAAGCUUCUACUGGGCAUGGUUGGGUCCCCGGAUGAGGCUCUCCAGGAGGCUGCCGCUGGCUGCAUAUCCAACAUCCGCAGGCUGGCUCUUGCAACAGAAAAGGCGAAAUAUAAUUGA
Molecule: messenger RNA, 2715 nt
Organism: Dipodomys ordii (Ord's kangaroo rat)
Lineage: Eukaryota; Metazoa; Chordata; Mammalia; Rodentia; Heteromyidae
Gene: Odad2
Product: armadillo repeat containing 4
Exons: 16
Coding region: 1-2715 (904 amino acids)
Molecular function (GO): protein binding
Source: RefSeq, a predicted model, not a curated record